Messenger RNA from Saccostrea echinata, 744 nucleotides. RefSeq lists its product as uncharacterized. The transcript is spliced from 4 exons. The record is from RefSeq and is a predicted model, not a curated record. Bases 1 to 744 code for a protein of 247 amino acids. Lineage: Eukaryota; Metazoa; Mollusca; Bivalvia; Ostreida; Ostreidae.
AUGGGGUUUGGAAAAAAAUCACGUUCUCCACAAGAUAAGGUUGGAGUUGGGUUUGAAGAAGAAAAAAACUCACGUUCCUCACAAGAUGAAGCACUUUUCUUUACUUUUUUAUCCAUAUUUGUCAAGCAAUCAGUGCCAAAACCGGCUCGGCAGUUAGAAGUUUGGGAAUCUCCAUGUGGAAAUGCGAAUAUUUCUUUCAGUUCAGAAUUAUUUCCAAUACCGACAAACCCACCACUGAUAGACAGUACUCAUAUGAUAACGUCCUGUGUUAUUGUGUUUCGAGAGGCGAAAGCGGCCCUUCAGGACUUAAAGGACAUAUUUAAAAAGGACAAAUUACUUUCAAACGAGGAGGCCUUGUUGAUUACUAACGCCAAUGGUAGUGCUGUAGGAUUAGACUUCCGUGUCUCUCCUCGGUCAAAAAAUCUGGUUUCAGACAUAAAUUCAGAUUAUUCGUUGGUCUCCUUAGCUGUGCUGUACAUAGAAGACAUAAAAAUCAGAGGAAAAAGUACUCAAAUUUACACACACGUAAACCCAAAAAUCCUUACCUUAUACAGGAAAUUGCAGGGCAUUUUGUGUACUUUCCAAAAUUUAAUGGGAAUCAACAGAGCAGAUAUUACAACUUACAUAUCAAGAAGUGAUUUCAGCCUUCCAACAGGGGACACGGCCGAUUUAAUAGAAAGUGACUAUUUGGCACUUGUUCAAAUUUGUAAUCUUAUGACAUUAUUGAUUAAUAAAUAUUCAUGA